AUGGAGAACAGCCACUUCCCUUUGACUGAGGAUCAACUGCAAUCCUAUAAUGAGAAGGGCUACUUGGUUAUUCAAGGGUUCUUCAACGCCCCAGAAACCAAGCUUCUUCAGCAAUGGACCCAGGAAGUCCAUGACCUGCCCCGCACUCCAGAUGCAUCAUACAUGCCAUACGAGGAGGUAAAUGCAGAAGGCAAGCGGGUCCUCUGUCGUACAGAGAACUACGCCAAUAGCCAUACUGGCUUUAACAGCUUCCUUCGGGGCCAGCGCAUGUUGAGCGUCCUUGAACAGCUGGCUACCGAGCCAAUGCUACUGUUCAAAGAAAAGAUCAACUACAAACUCGCAGGCAGCGGUGGCUUUUCUCCCCACAUCGAUGCCAACGCCUAUACCCAUGUCAAGAACAUCAAGCAUUUGACUGUCCUUGCGGCGGUGGACGACAUGACCCCCGAAAACGGUGGUUUGGAUGUUGUAGAUGGCAGUCAUCGUACAGAGAUCAAACUGGGAGAGGAUCGUUGUAUUGAACCCGCUUGGGUCGAAAGCCAAAAGUGGACACCUUGCUGCCUGCUGCCAGGUGAUAUUAUGGUGUUCGGAUCCUAUCUCGCCCACCGCAGUGGUGCUAAUACGAGCUCUAAAGACCGCCGAGCGAUCUAUGCCACUUACAAUUGCAAGGCGGAAGGCGACCUCCACGAUUCGUAUUAUGAAGACCGAAAGAAGCUCUGGCCUGCUACUCACAUGCGGAAGGAAGGAGAAAACUACGAAGAGGGACGACUUCGGUAUGGGUAUGGUUCUCCAAUGCUGACUAUUGAAGGCCAACCACAACCGGUAGCGUAG
Molecule: messenger RNA, 828 nt
Organism: Aspergillus bombycis
Lineage: Eukaryota; Fungi; Ascomycota; Eurotiomycetes; Eurotiales; Aspergillaceae
Product: phytanoyl-CoA dioxygenase family protein
Exons: 4
Coding region: 1-828 (275 amino acids)
Source: RefSeq, a predicted model, not a curated record